Messenger RNA from Annulohypoxylon maeteangense, 703 nucleotides. RefSeq names its product putative integral membrane protein. The coding region runs from base 104 to 604 and encodes 166 amino acids. The transcript has 2 exons. NCBI's taxonomy places the organism in Eukaryota, Fungi, Ascomycota, Sordariomycetes, Xylariales, Hypoxylaceae. The record is from RefSeq and is a predicted model, not a curated record.
CGAUAUAUGUUUUUUCUUUCCUUAAUCUCUCCCACAUCCUAUUUUCGGUUCUCACAACCAGAAGGUUCAACAUCACCGAAACAUCGCAGAUUAUCUACCAUAAAUGGCUUCCACCGUGGUAUCUGAGGGUCUUCCGACCAUCUUGCAUCUUGUCCCGGUCAUUUCAUCCACUUGCUCCCUCUGGUUUGCCUGGGACCAGUACGAAUUCAUGACCUUGUUUCGCAAGCCCGAUCUUCAGGACCUGAGCAACAAACUCCUUCCUUCGUACUUCGCGUCAUUUUUCAAUCGCGGUGCGCCUGGGGUGGUCGGCCUGCUUACUACCACUCUUUUUUCGUGUGGCGCUAUACUGCGCUACUCUCCCGGAACCACUCUCCAUGACAACGGCGCAUUCCCCUGGUACGCUGCAGGCAUCUUGUUUGCCAUAGGCCAUCAGACGUUCAUCCCCUUCUUCCUUCCCCAUGUCCGGGCGAUAGAAAAAGAUGCCAAGGAAAAGAACGUUGCUGAACUAUCGAGUUGGCUUCGUGUCCAUACGCGCCGGAGCCUGACCGUGGAUCUCGCGGCUUGGGUUUGCUGUAUCGUUGCUACUGUCAAAGCCUUACCUUAGAUAGGUAGGUAUAAGCUACACUCAAGUGCCUCGAGUUUACUAAGGGGGAUGCCUGAGGCUACGAGGGUUGUUGUCUUCCCGGAUUUUCCGUCGGAGGGU